Messenger RNA from Gymnodraco acuticeps, 1189 nucleotides. Its product is annotated as tyrosine-protein phosphatase non-receptor type 22-like. The transcript is spliced from 8 exons. NCBI's taxonomy places the organism in Eukaryota, Metazoa, Chordata, Actinopteri, Perciformes, Bathydraconidae. The record is from RefSeq and is a predicted model, not a curated record. The coding region runs from base 335 to 709 and encodes 124 amino acids.
CCUCCCUGACAGAACCCCCGAGUCCUUCAUCCUCCCCACAGAGCCAGUUCCUGUGCCCCCCCUCCAGCAGACGCCCCUCCUCCAGCAGACGCCCCCCCCUCCAGCAGACGCCCCUCCUCCAGCAGACGCUCCCCCUCCAGCAGACGCCCCCCUCCAGCAGACGCCCCCUCCCCAGCAGACGCCCCCUCCCCAGCAGACGCCCCCUCCCCAGCAGACGCCCCCUCCCCAGCAGACGCCCCCUCCCCAGCAGACGCCUCCCUGCCCCCCCCCUCAGGUGGGACGCUCCUCAGAGUGGGACGGGACGUCUCAGCCCAAAAGGUUCCUGGAGGUGGUGAUGAGCCGCAGCAAGAGCGUCCGAGCUAAGAGUUCCCGACAAGAGCCCCUCUCGGUGUUCCAGCAGGCCCCGCCCCCCCCGGCUGCAACAGGAAGUGCGGAGGGGGGUCAGUAUGACUUCCAGCGCAGACCCUCCCUGAAGACAGAGACCUCCGGAAACCAACCGGAGAAAAAGGAGGAGAAGGGCAUGACUCGAUCCAGGAGUCUCAAGUUCUUCAGACACAAACAGAAACCUAAAAAUGCUCCUCUCCCUCCUCCAUCCCAACCUGAAAGUCCUGCAGCUAACGGAGCGUCAACUUUCGGAUUCAAACUCGGGUUUGGAUACCGCUUUGGGAAACCUAAAGGUCCCCGCAGUCAUCCAGAGUCCUGGGUGUGAUAAUAUUGAAGCUGAUGAUGAUGAUGAUGAUGAUUUAGCACGUCGCUAACGGACAGCGAAGAGUUCCUUACCCACAGAAAAGAAGCUGAAGCUGCUUCCCUUUUCCUCUGUUAACAGGAAGUGCCUUUUCCAGCGCUGAUGCACUUUGUCCUGCAGAGAGGAGGAUUUAAUAACUCCUGCACCAAAGACUUGAAUGUUUAAUAAAUCUAGCUCACCUGCAGGUUAUUAGCUUCAAGAGGCGGGUAGAGAGGUUUUAAUGCCGUACAACUUAGUGUAAGAGGAGUAUAUUUUGAUAUAUAUGUGCACAUCAGUCAAUGCACCAUGCGUGUCAUUAAGUUUGGUUUCUCUGCUAUCAUUCACAUCCCUCUAGUAUUAAUAUUUUUAAAGGAUAAAUGUAUUUUUGAGAGGAGAUUGAGGUACAGUGAAUGUGAUGUAUACUGGUUACACACAAAAUAAUUUAUUAAAAAAAUAUAGAACUUU